Molecule: messenger RNA, 2202 nt
Organism: Mucor mucedo
Lineage: Eukaryota; Fungi; Mucoromycota; Mucoromycetes; Mucorales; Mucoraceae
Product: 1,4-alpha-glucan-branching enzyme GBE1
Exons: 6
Coding region: 20-2107 (695 amino acids)
Biological process (GO): glycogen biosynthetic process
Cellular component (GO): cytoplasm
Molecular function (GO): hydrolase activity, hydrolyzing O-glycosyl compounds; 1,4-alpha-glucan branching enzyme activity; cation binding
Source: RefSeq, a predicted model, not a curated record
CUUUUUAAAAUAAAAAAAAAUGACUUCUAGUGUACCCACUUUUGAAGAGGAGAUUUCUCCUGGACGUGUAGUAACAAUGCCUGCUGACGGCACUGGACUUUCUGUCAUUGAUCCUUGGUUGGAGUCCCACAAUGAUGCUCUCAGAGAAAGAUACUCUAUCUUUAAAAAGAAUGAUGAGCAAAUCAAAAACACGCUUGGCUACGAAGAGUAUACUCAAGGUUGGAAGUACUAUGGUUUCAAUGUUCAAAAAGAUGGCAGUGUUAUGUACCGUGAAUGGGCUCCUAACGCUGUCACUGCUAGUUUAGUUGGCGAUUUCAAUAACUGGGACGUGAAUGCUCAUGUCAUGACCCGUAAUAAAUACGGUGUAUUUGAGAUUCUUGUCAAACCUCUCGCCAAGGGAAAAGUAGCUAUCCCCCACGGAAGCAAAGUGAAGAUCACCAUGACAAUGCCUCAUACCAAUGAGCGUAUUUACCGUUUACCUGCUUGGAUCAACUAUGUUACUCAAGAUCUUAGUGUUAGUGCUACUUACGAUGCUAUCUUUUGGAACCCUGAAAAACAAUACGUUUUUAAAAACCCUCGUCCCAAGAGACCUGCAUCAAUCCGUGUUUAUGAAGCUCAUGUUGGUAUCUCAUCUCCCGAUCCCCGCUGUGCUACCUACAAAGAAUUUACCAAGAAUAUCCUGCCUCGUAUUGCCUAUGAUGGUUAUAACACUAUUCAAUUAAUGGCAGUCAUGGAGCACGCUUAUUAUGCCUCAUUUGGUUACCAGGUGACAUCAUUUUUUGCCCCUUCUAGCCGUUAUGGUACUCCUGAAGACCUUAAAGAAUUAGUUGAUACUGCUCAUGGCUUAGGUAUCACUGUUUUACUUGAUCUUGUCCAUUCUCAUGCCUGUAAGAAUGUUGCUGAUGGUCUCAACGAGUUUGAUGGUUCUGAUCACUGUUAUUUCCAUGCUGGACCUAAGGGUAGACAUGAGUUAUGGGAUUCCAGAUUGUUCAAUUAUGGUAGCUUUGAAGUUAUGCGUUUCCUCAUGUCUAAUUUAAGAUACUGGAUGGACGUUUUCAAUUUUGAUGGUUUCAGAUUUGAUGGUGUUACAUCUAUGCUUUACAAACACCAUGGUAUUGGUUAUGGCUUCUCUGGUGAUUACAAUGAAUAUUUUGGCGAUAACGUUGAUGAUGAGGGUGUCAUGUAUGUUCAAAUUGCCAAUCAUUACUUACAUACCAAGUAUCCCGACGUAGUAACUAUCGCUGAGGAUGUAUCUGGUAUGCCCGGCUCUUGUCGCCCUGUUCGUGAAGGUGGUCUUGGUUUUGAUUAUAGACUUUCAAUGGCUAUUCCUGAUAUGUGGAUCAAGAUGUUGAAGGAAGAGUCGGAUGAUGAUUGGAAGAUGGGCCAUAUUGUUCAUAUCCUGACUAAUCGCCGUUACUUGGAAAAGACUAUCGGCUAUUGUGAAUCUCACGACCAAGCCCUUGUUGGUGAUAAGACAUUAGCUUUCUGGAUGAUGGACAAGGAAAUGUAUACCAAUAUGAGUGACAUGACUCCACUUACUCCAGUCAUUGAUCGUGGUAUGGCUUUACAUAAAAUGAUCAGAAUGGUAACUCAUGCUCUUGGUGGUGAAGGUUAUCUUAAUUUUGAGGGUAAUGAAUUUGGUCAUCCCGAAUGGCUUGACUUCCCUCGUGAAGGUAACAAUUCCAGCUUCCAAUAUGCUCGUCGUCAAUGGAAUAUUUUGGACGAUCCUUUAUUGCGUUAUAAGUACUUGAAUGAAUGGGAUCGUGGUAUGCAAUUAACAGAAGAGAAGUACGGCUGGCUUCAUGAUGGACAAGCUUACGUUUCCAGAAAGAACGAUGGCGAUAAGAUCAUUGUAUUUGAGCGCGGAAAUGUUCUCUUCAUCUUUAACUUCCAUCCCACCCAAUCCUUUACUGAUUACCGCGUUGGUGUUGAGCACGCCGGUAAAUACAAGAUUGUUUUGAACUCUGACGAUAAGCAGUUCUUGGGUCAUGGAAGAGUUGAUAAUAGCACUGAUUUCUUUACUUCUCCUGGAGAUUGGGACAAUAGACCUAACUGGCUUCAAGUAUAUAUCCCUAACCGUACUUGUUUACUUUUGGCUAGAAACUAAAGAAAAAAAAAACUAUCAUAUAACCUGUAAAUGCAACCCUUUUAUUACCCAUCAUUGAUCAUUAUUUUAAUAAAUGCUUUAUUAUAAAUACAAAA